Messenger RNA from Juglans microcarpa x Juglans regia, 2870 nucleotides. Its product is annotated as type IV inositol polyphosphate 5-phosphatase 7-like. The record is from RefSeq and is a predicted model, not a curated record. Bases 514 to 2274 code for a protein of 586 amino acids. Gene Ontology annotation, molecular function: inositol-polyphosphate 5-phosphatase activity; phosphatidylinositol-4,5-bisphosphate 5-phosphatase activity; phosphatidylinositol-3,4,5-trisphosphate 5-phosphatase activity. The transcript has 13 exons. NCBI's taxonomy places the organism in Eukaryota, Viridiplantae, Streptophyta, Magnoliopsida, Fagales, Juglandaceae. Gene Ontology annotation, biological process: phosphatidylinositol dephosphorylation.
AAAAUAAAUAAAAAAGUUCUUGAGACUGAUCUCUCUCUCUCUGAGCUCUGUCUCUCCCCUGCACUUUAUUCCGUUCAAAUUCGAUACUUUGCUGUUGUUACUGAGACCGAGGCCCUUUGUUCAAGGAGAGAGAGAAAGAGAAGCUCAGUCUAGCCUUCUCUCUCUUACACUUUCUUUCUCUUUCUCUCCCUGCCACAUUGUCUUGUUCUGCUUCGGAAUCUCAUCUCACUUCCACGCAUUAAAGCAUCGUCCCUUGUUCUCUCUCUUUCCAGUCGUUACGGUUUCGUAGUUCUUCUGCUUUUGCUUCUUUGCCCCUUAACGCUUUCAUAUAGUGCAUUUAAUAGUGCGAGAAGAAGGAAGCCAUAAAACCCAUUUUAACGCUUAUUUUGUUCUUGCUCCAAAGCUCGAUACAUUGAAAACCCGGGAGCUGGGUAAGGAAAAUCUCUGCUAAAUCCCAGAUAUCCAGAAUUAUCUGAGAAUACCAGGAGAGCUGUAUGAAGUGGUAGUGAAACAAUGAGAGAUGAAAAUCCCAAGAAAAGCAAGCUCUCAUGGUCAAAGAAAAUGGUCAGGAAGUGGUUCAAUAUCAAGAGCAAGACGGAGGAUUUUCAGGCAGAUGAUGUUAAUUGCGGUGGAGGUGAUACGGAAUACAGGACUAGCUUCUCAGAGAGGGAGCCAUGCACAAUCAAAAAAAGCAAAACUGAAAAAUUUUGCCGGAACACGGAGCAGGGCCGGCGAGGAAGAAUGAAUCUUGACCACCCCCGAAUCAUAGACGUGCAGAACUAUAGCAUAUUCGUUGCUACAUGGAAUGUGGCUGGAAGAUCCCCACCGAGUAAUUUGAAUCUGGAUGACUGGCUUCAUGCCGCGGCACCUGCUGACAUUUAUGUUCUUGGAUUUCAAGAAAUUGUUCCAUUAAAUGCCGGUAAUGUUCUGGGUGCAGAAGACAACGGUCCUGCCAAAAAAUGGCUGGCUCUCGUUCGAAAGACUCUGAACAAUCUUCCUGGGACCAGUGGGGUUGGUGGAUGCUAUACACCAUCACCCAUUCCAGAGCCAAUGGUAGAAAUAAAUGCAGAUUUUGAGGGGUCUACUAGGCAGAAGAACUCAUCUUUCUUCCAUCGUCGAUCCUUCCAGACAACCCACAGCUGGAGAAUGGACAGUGAACCUUCAAUCCCACAACCAAGACUUGAUCGUCGAUUUAGUGUUUGUGAUAGAGUAAUAUUUGGCCACCGGCAAAGUGAUUUUGAUCCCAAUUGCAGAUGGGGUCACCGGCCGAGUGACUAUUCCCGGCCAAGUGACUAUUCCAGACCGAGCGACUAUUCCAGGCCAAGUGACUAUUCCAGAUGGGGUUCAUCUGAUGAUGACAAUGGGCCAGGGGACUCCCCAAGUACUGUGUUGUAUUCUUCACCAAUGGCCUAUGGCGGAUUUCAAUCUUGCGAAGAUGGAUAUAGAAUGCCAGGGCAUUCGAGGUACUGUUUGGUUGCAAGCAAACAGAUGGUCGGCAUAUUUCUCACAAUAUGGGUAAGAAGUGGAUUGAGGGAUUCCGUUCGGAACAUGAAAGUUUCUUGCGUUGGCCGAGGAUUGAUGGGUUACCUCGGAAAUAAGGGAUCAAUUGCAGUCAGCAUGUCUUUACACCAAACAACAUUUUGCUUCGUCUGUAGCCAUUUGACCUCAGGGCAGAAGGAGGGUGAUGAGCUAAGAAGGAACUCUGAUGUCAUGGAAAUCCUUAGGAAGACAAGGUUUCCCCGUGUUCAUGGCUCUGGAGAUGGGAAAUCCCCCGAAACUAUCCUCGAGCAUGAUCGAGUUAUUUGGCUUGGGGAUUUGAAUUAUCGUAUUGCUCUCUCUUACCGCUCUGCCAAAGCGCUUGUUGAGAUGCAAAACUGGAGGGCAUUGUUAGAGAAUGACCAGUUACGUAGAGAGCAGAGACAUGGUCGUGUUUUUGUGGGGUGGAAUGAGGGGAGGAUUUAUUUUCCACCAACUUACAAGUAUUCAACUAAUUCAGACAGAUAUGCAGGGGACGAUAUGCAUCCAAAGGAGAAACGCAGAACGCCUGCUUGGUGUGAUAGAAUUUUGUGGUAUGGAGAAGGUCUCCAGCAAUCAUCCUAUGUCCGGGGUGAAUCUAGAUUUUCAGAUCAUAGACCCGUUUAUGGCCUAUUUUGGGCUGAGGUUGAAUCAAGCCAUAGCCGUUUGAGGAAAAGCAUGAGCUGUUCCAGUUCCAAGAUUGAAGUGGAGGAGCUUCUGCCGUAUUCGCAUGGAUAUACUGAACUCAACUUUUUCUAAACGAAAGAAGAAUAAUUGUGAUCCACGUUAGUUUGCACUUGAUUGCAGGCGGGAAUAACUUUGAAGAAAUUCAUCCUUGAAGGGUGAUGGAGACAUUCCGUUGCCCACGUACCAAAAGAGCAGGAGUUGAUUCUGUAAUUUUGUCACCAACACAAUAUACCUUCAAACAUCAUAAACGUUAGCUAACAACGUAACAGCAUCAGUAUGAUGCAUUAUUUCUGUUUCCUGAUUAACAAGCACCCUCCUUCUGGCAUCUCAGAGUCGGGCACGGGUAUAAUCCUAUAUGAUGAUCAGGAUGAACUCAACCUAUACAGAAGUGCCAUGUGGGGAGAUGACAAUUUUUUUCUAUUCGUGAUUUUUUAAUUUGUUCAGGAAAUAUAUAAGAUGACUGAAUGGAGGUGAAAGAUAGUCAAAAUAAGCCUGUGUACUAACUUUAAAUGCUAAGAAAAGUAAAGAAAGAUCUGGUGGAUACUCAUUGCGAAAGUAAUGUGAAAAAUGUAAAGAAAAGAAAAGGAAGAAGUUGAUUAUAGAAAUCUGAAGCCUCUUGCUCUCUGUAUUGUUAAUGAUUCUACUGAAAAAAGAUCUUGUUCUUGAUA